AUUGGCUGCACCACUACCACCCGCCCCGCGGCCCACUUGCGCGCGGAGGAAUCAGGCCCCAUCCGGCCGCCGUAGCGGCCUCUCUGUAGUAGGCGGGGCCUAGACUGCGGUGACCCUGCCAGAGCCGCCGAUGCCAGCGACAUGUUCAAGGUAAUUCAGAGGUCCGUGAGGCCGGCCAGCCUGAGUCUGCUCACCUUCAAAGUGUAUGCAUCACAGAAAAAGGAGUCACCUCACAAAACUUCCUUGAAGGUUAAUGAGCUUUCACUCUACUCUGUUCCCGAGGGUCAAUCUAAAUAUGUGGAGGAGCCAAGGACCCAACUUGAAGAAAGCAUCUCACAUCUCAGACAGUAUUGUGAGAUUGGGGCAAGUGUCUUUCCAAACUUAGAUAUAGACACCUUUGUCUCAUUAGAGCUGGUCGUUCCUGUUUCAAAUGGGCAAUUUUCGGAUACAGGCUCUAAAAUGGUAGCAAAUCAGGAAGAAAUAUAUUCCCAAACUGAGCCCAAGAUACAAAGUUUGGUUCAGUGGGGAUUAGACAGCUAUGAAUAUCUCCAAAACGCACCUCCUGGAUUUCUUCCAAGACUUGGUGUUAUUGGUUUUGCUGGUGUUGUCGGGCUCCUUUUGGCCAGAGGUUCAAAAAUAAAGAAGUUGGUGUAUCCACCUACUUUCAUGGGAUUAGCUGCCUCUCUUUAUUAUCCACAACAAGCCAUCAUAUUUGCGCAGGUCAGUGGGGAGAAAUUAUAUGACUGGGGUUUACGAGGUUACAUAGUCAUAGAAGAUUUGUGGAAGGAGAACUUUCAAAAGCCAGGAAAUGUGAAGAAUUCACCCGGAAAUAAGUAGAAUACUCCAUGCUCUGCCCAUUUUAAUCAGUUAUAGGAAAACAUUGGAAACACCAUACAACAAACCAGUAUUUCUACAGAAAAAUGGCAGAGAAGUCAGUAUUGAAUGUUGUAAACUGGCUUUCUUCUUCAGGAAAAACUAUACUAGGCCUCUUUGUUAUCUUGGGCGAUGUCAGACUACAAGGGGACUAAUCUGAAAUCCUCUCACCUGGAGAUAAUGUACAAGCCUUAGAACUCCUUGUUCUCACGUUGCUAUUUAUAUACUUAAUAAAAAUUCCGAAUUAAAAAAAGUUA
Messenger RNA from Pteropus alecto (black flying fox), 1130 nucleotides. RefSeq names its product apolipoprotein O (gene APOO). The record is from RefSeq and is a predicted model, not a curated record. Gene Ontology annotation, cellular component: MICOS complex. Gene Ontology annotation, biological process: cristae formation. NCBI's taxonomy places the organism in Eukaryota, Metazoa, Chordata, Mammalia, Chiroptera, Pteropodidae. The coding region runs from base 142 to 837 and encodes 231 amino acids. The transcript has 10 exons.